This is a messenger RNA of Paramecium pentaurelia, 788 nucleotides long. NCBI's taxonomy places the organism in Eukaryota, Ciliophora, Oligohymenophorea, Peniculida, Parameciidae. The record is from the annotation of a GenBank genome assembly.
AAUGUAAUAAGCUAUUCCUAAUUUAACACCAGAAGUCAAAUAAAGAUUAGAAGAUUAAGGAUUUAAGCCUUUCAAAUAUAGACCAUUACCAGAAUAUGCUAAUCCUCAUUCACUAUAAUGUAUUCUCAUUCUUAAAAUAGAUUGGUUGACAAAUGCUGGUUUAGGACUCAUUUGUCUUGUUGGCAGACAUUAUGCUACAUCCUAAUAAUCAAUUAGAAUAUUAUGGUCUGCAUCUGCUGUAUUUAUUCCUCUAUAUGCCAUUGCUACCAAUGCUAAACUUGAUGGAUUAAGAUAAAACAAUUUUUAUAGGUUUCCAUUCACCUUUCAACUUUAGAAAAACUUUAGAUGAUAGACUUGAAUUACAUCCAUUGACCAGAAGAGCUUGGGAAAGAGCCAAAUAAACUCAUAAAGAAUAUUAGGAUUAAUUGAGAGAAGAGAUUGCUACUUUAGAAGCAGAGUUGAGAAAAUGAAAUUAUUUCAUAUAUAAUAAUAAAAUUAUAUAAUCAUGAAUGAUUAACUUAUAACCAUGACAUCAUAAGAGUUCUAAUAGAUUUAUAAGGUAAGUUAAUCAUUAAUUAACAAUAAGGAAGUAGAAUUCAAACUUGAAAAAUUACACAAUAAGAAUAAUGUCAUCUAAUAAAAUCUUGAUGUUGAUAUUAUCAAAAGAGAACUCUAUUAAAUGAUUAAAUAAGAAAUAGAUCAAUUAUAAUUCUUUAUUGAAGAAAUUAAAGAUUAAAUGAGAUCACUUGAAAACAAUAUCAAUAAUAUUGACUCCAAAAAUAAGUGAU